UGAGUUUGUAUGCUCCGUUUUCCGUUCAUUUGAAAAAGCCAACAGAAACUUAUUUUCUCACUGUCUGUAUCUUUGUAUCUGAAUUUUCGAAUUUUUUCGAAAGCGAUACUAACAUGUCGGAGAACAAAGAUGAUCCACGAGAAGUUCUCGUUCUCCUUAAUUCUUUAGGAUUUGUCGGUAUCACUGCGGCUCAGCUGAAAGCUUUUAUGAAAGAUUUGAAGAUAUACAGAAAGAUAAAAGAACGAGAAAAGCAGCAACGGAAAGAAGAGAUCAAGACAAAAGUGAUUAACUCGCAACAGGCUCUGAUCAAAGAAACUUUGGGCCAUCGGAAGAUCAAUUCUGCUGUUCCCUCUGAAUCCUCAAAUUCUCACGACAGUGAGCCAUUGGUUAAAAUUAGAAUAAGAUGUCUGUCUGAUUCUCACGAGGAGGAUGCUCAAACACAAAAAUGUUUCAAAACAACUGCGAUAAAGUCAAGUCGGAAACAACAGUCCCAAAAGAAAGAUAGUCACAUUUCUGAACCAGAUAGAGUAAAUUGUGAACGUCUUAAUGUUGGACCAUCUGAUAAUUUACAAAGCAGACAAACUGUUUCUAAAAAUGUAGUAAAAAGUAGUCACGCGACAGAAACAGAAGGAAUAAAACCAAUACAGGAGCAUCCAACAGACAAACCUAGUUCAUCGAGGCCACGAUUGAAAAGUACCACCUCGGAUCCAACUGGACACACACGAACACAAAGUGCUUUAUCUGCAACGUCGUCAGUUAAUUCUAAACAUAAAUCAUUUAUUCGACCAUGGAGAUUGCAGCCGGAAGUUCAAAGGAAUAUUAACAAGAAGUGUGAUCCCGUAGCUCUUUAUCAAAAGUAUCAACGGGAAUGGAAACAGAUCUCUUUUCCCGGUGAAGCAAAGCAUUCGAAAAUAAGAUGGGCUGUGCGAGAAAAAAUGCUUGGUGGAGAUUUGCUACCUGUGCCACUUCCGAGGAAGUCUGUAAGCAUGCCAAUAUUGAAGAAGAAAUGAUGAAGAAUUAUAGUAUUUCGAAAAAAAAAGGAGAUUAAUUCAGUAAGUGACGCGACAAUAAUUACGACUGUGUCUAAUGAUGAGCUCUAUUUUUGUAACAAUCUUUCUGCAAUGACGCUCUCGUUGUUACUACAGAUGUUAAAAAACUUGUACAUAUAUAAGAGCAGUUUGUACAUACAAGAUAGAUAUAAGUGAUGUAAUUAAUUUUUUGUUUAAUUUUAGUCAAGAAUCUUGUUUACU
Messenger RNA from Pseudomyrmex gracilis, 1250 nucleotides. Its product is annotated as mental retardation GTPase activating protein homolog 4-like. The coding region runs from base 114 to 1010 and encodes 298 amino acids. The transcript is spliced from 4 exons. The record is from RefSeq and is a predicted model, not a curated record. Gene Ontology annotation, cellular component: non-motile cilium; centriole. NCBI's taxonomy places the organism in Eukaryota, Metazoa, Arthropoda, Insecta, Hymenoptera, Formicidae. Gene Ontology annotation, biological process: cilium assembly.